This is a messenger RNA of Coccidioides posadasii C735 delta SOWgp, 552 nucleotides long. RefSeq lists its product as uncharacterized. The record is from RefSeq and is a predicted model, not a curated record. NCBI's taxonomy places the organism in Eukaryota, Fungi, Ascomycota, Eurotiomycetes, Onygenales, Onygenaceae.
UUAAUCCCCCAUGAUCGUACAGUUCAGCUUCUAGAUCCUGGUAUCUCCGAUACCGGAUCAAACUUGAAUGAACCCAACAGCGAGGAGUCACCAGGAUCGCCGGACUUCAAACAACUCUGGAAAUCUCAUUCCGAGGGAUCAGUUUCAUGCAUCGCCAUGGAUAUAUUUCAUGACGGUAGCGUGUAUCUCAUUGACGCGCCCGGCCAUUUACCCGGUCACACCAAUCUUCUCGCUAGGACUGAUAUGGGCUCCAUCUACCUAGCCGGUGAUGCGUGCCAUGAUAGGGGUAUUCUCCGCAAGGAGCGAGGAAUUAGCCAGUGGCAAGAUUCCACUGGCCAUAUGUGUUGCAUCCAUGCAGACCCCAAGAGGACUGAGGAAACACUUGAACUCCUCGGGGCAUUUGAGCGGCAGGGAGUUGAGGUAAUUUUGGGCCAUGACGUGGAUUGGGAAAUGGAUCCGGUGAAUGCACAUAGAUUCUGGGGACACGCAGAAAGUGAAGGACGAUCCAAGGGUCAAGAUAAUAAAGCUCAUUCUCGUCAAUCAGAGCUCUGA